Molecule: messenger RNA, 1696 nt
Organism: Anopheles maculipalpis
Lineage: Eukaryota; Metazoa; Arthropoda; Insecta; Diptera; Culicidae
Gene: ebi
Product: F-box-like/WD repeat-containing protein TBL1X
Exons: 4
Coding region: 50-1564 (504 amino acids)
Biological process (GO): regulation of transcription by RNA polymerase II
Cellular component (GO): histone deacetylase complex
Molecular function (GO): transcription corepressor activity; protein binding
Source: RefSeq, a predicted model, not a curated record
AUCCUAGAGUCAUUCUUACACGGGGUGGAUAGAACGCAGACGGCACAAGAUGAGUUUCUCGAGCGAUGAAGUAAACUUCCUCGUUUACCGCUACUUGCAGGAGUCUGGUUUUUCCCAUUCCGCGUACACAUUCGGCAUCGAGUCGCACAUCUCACAGAGCAACAUCAAUGGAGCGCUGGUACCGCCAGCCGCCCUGCUCAGCAUACUGCAGAAAGGGUUACAAUACACGGAGGCCGAAAUUAGCAUAGGGGAGGACGGUACCGAGCAGCGGUUGGGUGAGAGUUUGAGCCUGAUCGAUGCCGUAAUGCCAGAAGUGGUCGCAAACAGGCAGAACAUGCAGAAUCAGCAAAAGCAAGCAACAAAAACGGAGCCACCGGAAACGAACGGAACGACGGAAGAGCCGGCUGCACCACCACCGACCACGACGACCACCGCUUCCACCACGCCGGCCCCGGUCGAAACGAUGGAAGUGGACCAGAGCAUUGAAAUUCCUGCCUCGAAGGCAACUGUGCUUCGAGGACACGAGAGUGAGGUGUUCAUUUGCGCCUGGAACCCGAGCACGGAUCUAUUGGCCAGUGGGUCGGGCGAUAGCACGGCGCGCAUUUGGGACAUGUCGGAUAAUCCGGCCAAUCCGAAUCAACUCGUGCUACGUCACUGUAUCCAGAAGGGUGGUACCGAGGUACCGAGCAAUAAGGACGUUACGUCACUAGACUGGAACUGUGACGGUACCCUGCUGGCGACCGGGUCGUACGAUGGAUAUGCUCGUAUCUGGCGUACGGAUGGUUUGCUGGCCAGCACGCUGGGUCAACACAAAGGACCGAUUUUUGCCUUGAAGUGGAACAAACGGGGCAAUUACAUCCUUUCUGCCGGUGUGGACAAAACGACCAUUAUCUGGGAUGCGGCCACCGGGCAAUGUACACAGCAGUUUAGCUUUCAUUCGGCACCAGCACUGGAUGUGGAUUGGCAGUCCAACCAAUCGUUUGCCAGCUGCAGCACGGAUCAGUGCAUUCACGUGUGCAAGCUCGGGGUGGACAAACCCAUCAAAUCCUUUCAAGGACAUACGAAUGAGGUGAAUGCUAUCAAAUGGGAUCCCCAGGGACAGCUGUUGGCUUCCUGUUCGGAUGAUAUGACGCUCAAAAUUUGGUCCAUGAAGCAGGACACUUGUGUGCAUGAUCUUCAGGCUCAUUCGAAAGAGAUCUACACCAUUAAGUGGUCCCCAACCGGUACCGGAACACAGAAUCCGAACAUGAACCUCAUCCUAGCCAGUGCUUCGUUCGAUUCCACUGUCCGCCUGUGGGACGUCGAACGAGGCGUCUGCAUUCACACGCUUACCAAGCACACGGAACCGGUUUAUUCGGUAGCAUUUAGCCCGGACGGUAAAUUCCUCGCUUCCGGCAGCUUCGACAAGUGCGUCCACAUCUGGAGCACCCAGAGCGGCCAGCUGGUGCACAGCUACAAAGGCACGGGCGGUAUAUUUGAGGUGUGCUGGAACUCGCGCGGCAGCAAAGUCGGCGCCAGUGCCAGUGACGGCAGUGUGUUCGUGCUGGAUCUUCGGAAGUUAUGAGCGCCGGCAUCGGGAUCGUCCACUGGAACCGGGCCGGGAACGGCACCCGGGCCACCACCCCCGCUGCUAACGGCGGCCGAGAAAAAAUCCUAACAAUCAUUGACAGGCGCCCGGCGAACAAACAAUCCCAAG